Neurospora tetraspora is the source of this 908-nucleotide messenger RNA. RefSeq lists its product as uncharacterized. NCBI's taxonomy places the organism in Eukaryota, Fungi, Ascomycota, Sordariomycetes, Sordariales, Sordariaceae. The coding region runs from base 1 to 681 and encodes 226 amino acids. The transcript is spliced from 2 exons. The record is from RefSeq and is a predicted model, not a curated record.
AUGUACUUUAUAAAUCUCAACAGUAAGAACACCUCAUCAGGUGGUUCUAUCAAGAACCAUCCUAAGUCGCCUCAACACGGGCGGCCUCAGCCGGUCAAUGACUUUGACAUUCAAGAUGCUGCUCUCGCCGGCGAAUUGAAGGAAUCUAGUAACGACUCACAUCCUCUUGAAGCAUUUGAGUCGUGGGUCCGGAGUGGGGAGUGGAAGAAGUCUUUUCCUUUUGGAGCCUUCGCCUCCGUCGACAGUGAGGAGGUCAGCAAGUUUGGUCGUCCUACCGAACCUCGCGCGAUCAGUAAUGCCCGGUGGGGCCGAUCUAGCUCCAUCCAAGACUUCAACACGGCCAGAUUCAACCAGGGCCAGGGCCUCGUGACAGGAGACAACAACAUUUCAGGUCCGGCCAAUAACCCCGGAGUGGUCAACAGCUUUGGCCCGGCCAACAAUCACGGAAUGGUCAACAGCUUUGGCCUGGCCAGCAACCACGGAAUGAUCAACGGCUUUGGCCAGGCCACCAACCACGGAAUGAUCAACAGCUUUGGCCCGGCCAACAACCUCGGCCAGGCGAGUGACGGCUUCCAUCAGGGCGCAGCCGUCGCCCAGGCCAACCCACAUGCCGGCUCCGCCGGUGUCCAAGCACAACAUCAAACAUCCUUAUACAGCGAGUGCAAAUCGCAACCCGUCUAGCAGACGGGCGCGAGGAAGUGCCGAGGAUGUCUGAAGAACCGUGCUGGGAAGGGAAGGCUCGAGGCCCAAAGGCGCAAUGCCGCGUUAGGUCUAGGCACAUGCACCAAUUGCCUGUGGCGUCCACAGAGAGGACCUGGUCUCUUCUGUCAACACUGCUACAACGAGCAGCAGAAUCAACAAAUCCCUGCGGAGCAGGACGCCCAUGAUCCCGAGGAGGGUGCUGAGGA